CAGAAAUGGAUUCAAUCUUACUGCGUUACUCUCCAAAUUCUACUCUUGUACACCAGAACGGCGCCGUUUCAUUCUCUACCAGACGAACUACUGCUAGUACGACUACUACUUUGCCAUUCAAAUCAACCUUGUUCGGCAACAAAACGCUUUCACGGGAGAAAACCCGAUUUCGACCCGGACCCGUUCACUUUUCUGCCGCGAAUUCAACCUCUGCUUCAUGUCACACAUUCGACGUUGUGAUAAUCGGUGCUGGCAUUAUCGGGUUGACCAUCGCCCGUCAGUUUCUUUUCGGGUCGGAUCUAUCCGUUGCUGUUGUUGACAAAGCCCUCCCGUGUUCUGGUGCCACCGGUGCCGGGCAGGGCUACAUAUGGAUGAUACACAAGACACCUGGGAGUGAAAAAUGGGACUUAACAAUGAGAAGCCAUAAAUUGUGGAAGAAGUUUGCGGAGAGUGUAAGUGAUCAAUGCUUGGACCCUCUUCAAGUACUGGGAUGGAAAAAGACGGGAAGUUUGUUAAUUGGUAGGAAUCCUGAAGAGUUGGUUUUGUUACAAGAGAUGGUUAAGCAGCUGUGUGAAGCUGGUUUGAGAGCAGAAUACUUGCCUGGUAGUGAUUUGCUUCAAAAGGAACCUGAACUAAUGAUUGGAGAACAUAGUGGAGCUGCCUUUCUACCAGAUGACUGCCAGUUGGAUGCUAGGCAUACCGCUGCGUAUAUUGAAAAGGUUAACAGAGAUUUUGCAUCAAAAGGAAGAUAUGCAGAGUUCUUCCAUGACCCUGUUAAAUGUUUGUUAAGAUCUCAUAGCACUGGUGAGGUUGAAGCAGUUCAGACUUCCAAGAACACCUUAUACUGCAAGAAAGCUGUCGUAGUUGCAGCUGGUUGUUGGAGCGGAUCUUUGAUGCAUGACCUAUUUAGGGAAACAGAUAUUGUAUUGGAUGUUCCUGUAAAGCCUCGAAAGGGUCACUUGCUUGUGCUUGAGAAUUUUAAUCCUCUUAAAUUGAAUCAUGGUACGAUGGAGGUGGGUUAUACUUAUCAUCAUAAUCUGACUAUGGAUCCAGGACAGCAAGAGAAUGGGCAGAUGUUGUCUAUUUCGAUGGGAGCCACUACAGACAUGACAGGAAACCUUGUUCUCGGGAGCAGCCGCCAGUUUGCAGGGUUCGACACAGAAGUGGAUGAGUCAAUAAUUGAUGGUAUAUGGAUGCGGGCUGCGGAGUUCUUUCCCAAAUUAAGAGACUUUUCUCUCACAAAUUUAAGGAGCAGAAAAGUGAGGAUAGGAUUGCGCCCUUACAUGCCUGAUGGAAAACCAGUUAUUGGGCCUGUCCCCAGUUUAUCAAAUGUGUUUCUUGCAACUGGUCAUGAAGGAGAAGGACUUUCUCUGGCUUUGGGAACUGCAGAAAUGGUUGCUGAUAUGGUAUUGCAAAAUCCUCUAAAGGUUGAUGGAGCACCAUUUGCCGUUCAGGGUCGAUGUUGUUGAUAUCUGAUAAAAUGUUAGCCAAUGAAGAACAAUGGAGAACAAUUUAUCAGCAUUUUCUUAGGCUGCUGGUAGUAGGAUUUGUUCUCAGAGCAAUCUCAAGGUCCCUUACAUCCUAAUGUGGGUAAUUUAUGUCUUGGGCUCGGCAUUCUCUCAAGUGUGUUUGAUGUCACCAUCUACUAUAUCUGCAAAUAUUUCCCUUGUGUGGAUUUCGUGAGAAAAUGUCUGCUGGAAUGCUGCUUCAAGGGCUCCAAGAAGUUUUCACUGAAGAAUUCGAUGUCCGAUUGGUAGAUAGGAGUUGUGCAAUGGUGGUAUUUUGGACACAGUUUGUGUGAAACUUGUGUGGACUGUGGAUAUAAUGAACAGCAAAUAAUAUUUCUGGAGCUUUGAA
Molecule: messenger RNA, 1857 nt
Organism: Pistacia vera
Lineage: Eukaryota; Viridiplantae; Streptophyta; Magnoliopsida; Sapindales; Anacardiaceae
Product: glycine oxidase-like
Exons: 9
Coding region: 6-1469 (487 amino acids)
Cellular component (GO): cytoplasm
Molecular function (GO): oxidoreductase activity
Source: RefSeq, a predicted model, not a curated record